CUACACUUGUCCAUAUAUCUGAGAGAAACAUUUCAUGAACUUCUUCUGAUCCACACACACAGAGACCUGUGAAGAAUGGCGAAUCAGAAAAGGGUUCUCUUACUAUGUGGAGAUUACGUUGAAGACUACGAGGUGAUGGUACCGUUUCAAGCUCUGCUAGCCUAUGGAGUAGCCGUUGAUGCAGUUUGUCCAGGCAAGAAAGCCGGUGACAUUUGCCGUACUGCUGUCCAUCAGCUUUCUGGUCACCAGACAUAUUCAGAGUCCCGGGGACACAAUUUUGCUCUUAAUGCAACCUUUGAUGAAAUAGAGGCUACAAGGUAUGAUGGCUUGGUUAUUCCAGGAGGACGUGCUCCAGAAUAUCUAGCCAUGAAUGAAUCUGUGUUGGACUUGGUGAAAAGUUUUGCCAACUCUAAAAAGCCAAUUGCCUCUAUCUGUCAUGGACAAUUGAUCCUGGCUGCUGCAGAUGUGGUCAGAGGUCGAAAGUGCACAGCUUUUCCUGCUGUGAAACCGGUACUUCUUGCUGCUGGUGCCCAUUGGGAAGAACCAGAGACGAUGGCUUCAUGUACCAUCGACGGUAAUCUUAUCACCGGACCUACUUAUGAAGGUCAUCCUGAAUUCAUCCGACUCUUUGUCAAGGCACUUGGUGGCAGAAUAGUUGGUUCUGGUAAAAGAAUCCUAUUUCUGUGUGGGGAUUUCAUGGAAGACUAUGAAGUGAUGGUACCUUUUCAGUCCCUCCAAGCUCUUGAAUGCCAUGUUGAUGCUGUUUGCCCCAAAAAGAAAGCUGGUGAUAAAUGCCCCACUGCUGUGCAUGAUUUUGAAGGUGACCAGACUUACAGUGAGAAGCCAGGUCAUGAUUUUACCCUAAAUGCCAAUUUUGAAAGUGCGGACGCUUCAAGCUAUGAUGGACUUGUAAUUCCUGGAGGCCGAGCUCCGGAAUAUCUUGCCCUGGAUGAUGCUGUUAUUAAGUUGGUAAAGGAAUUUAUGGAGUCCAAAAAACCAGUUGCAUCAAUCUGCCACGGGCAACAGAUUCUAUCUGCUGCUGGCGUUCUCAAGGGGAAGAAGUGUACUGCAUACCCUGCUGUAAAACUUAAUGUUAUUCUGGGAGGGGGAACAUGGUUAGAACCAGAACCAAUAGAUCGUUGCUUCACCGACGGACAUUUAGUGACAGGGGCAGCAUGGCCAGGUCAUCCAGAGUUUAUUUCUCAGUUCAUAGCAUUGCUUGGAGUGCAUGUAAAAUUUUGAGCUGCUUGUUUCAGAUGUUCAUGUAUGUUAGCUUUUGUGAGUUCAGAUGUAUCCUAAUAACAGAUUAAGAAGUGUUUUUUUGAUGUACCUUAAUGUUUACCUGUAAAAUAACCAAUAAAACUACUUGUGGUUCUCUGCUUUGAAGCGCACACACGAUAAGGAACUUCUGGUAUUGAGAAAAGUGAGACGUUAAAUCCACUUCUGAUUUCAGAAUAAA
Molecule: messenger RNA, 1459 nt
Organism: Nicotiana tabacum (common tobacco)
Lineage: Eukaryota; Viridiplantae; Streptophyta; Magnoliopsida; Solanales; Solanaceae
Product: protein DJ-1 homolog D-like
Source: RefSeq, a predicted model, not a curated record